This is a messenger RNA of Aricia agestis (brown argus), 3751 nucleotides long. RefSeq names its product histone-lysine N-methyltransferase 2D. The record is from RefSeq and is a predicted model, not a curated record. The transcript has 2 exons. The annotation marks the transcript as partial. Lineage: Eukaryota; Metazoa; Arthropoda; Insecta; Lepidoptera; Lycaenidae.
UUAUUGUUUCAGGUCACAACGUUGGCUGUACUCAGUAUAGCGUCCGCCAAAAACUCAACGGCAAAAACGAAGCCGAAGCGACAGCUGGACAACAUCAGAACCCCACAGAACCUCCAGUACUCGCUCGUGCUGCCCCACUCCAGGGUCACCAACUACCGCCAGAUCAGCAGCCGCAGGAUAUCCAAUGUGCCCCCCCGAGCUGGUCGACUUCCCCCUUAUGCGGUCCAAAUGGAACCAGUCGUCCAAUACUCGCAGAAGGACCCGCUGUACGAUAGAAACCACGAUAACGUGGACAACCCAGUCGUAAACAAAAAUGAAAUCUACGCCCAAUCCAAAAUCCUGAAUGUCGAUCAGGAUCUGGAGAGCUAUGGGCCUCCUUAUGGUGGACUCCCCACUGCGCCUCUCUACAGCAACGAACCGUCUCACCAUUAUUUGAAUUACGAGGAACCGGAACCGAUUAUCGAAAUCAUCAUCAAAGAAUCCAACGAGUCCUUGCCCGCUCCACCCCCACAACCAAUUUUGAAAAAGAAGAAGGAGCCUGUACAAGUGUUCUAUGUGAAAUAUAGCAAAGACCCUCACACUAAAGAUAAGGUUAUUUAUGAGAAACCAGUCCCAGCAAUAACACCUCCGUCCAAUGUCGAAGAUGACCAUCAUCACGAGGAUUAUGUUACUGUCACUCCAGAACCCCUGUAUCUUCCAGCACAAACAACAACCUUGAGAGCAAUCAUCAAGCCUGAAUCAGAAAUUUACCACUCAGAUAGCAAAGUAAAAAUCACGUUUGGAAAUGAAGGAAGGAAUUAUGGCAAUAGAAGAGAGGAACACUCGUUUUCAGAGGACAAAGAAGAAACUGCGCCUAGACCAGCAAUAGCGCUGCCGAAUCAACCUCAAGCGUACGCCCAAUUAGAACGGUCAGCGUCACCGCAGCAGCAAAAUACUCAAUCGUUCCAUUCAGGAAUUAAUGGCCAAUCUCAGUUCCAGCAAUCAUAUAUAAGCUUUGAUCCCCAACUGCCGCGCCAGACUCCAACGAUUGUACCGUUUAGAGCUUUGCCACCUCAAGCACCACGACAAGGCCUGUUUAACCAACAUCCCCCAGGACACCAAUCUUUCGCUAACAUAUCACCGAGCCCCAGCAAUCAUGGUCCCACUUCUGUACCAACACUUCCAGGUCCUGUCAAUUUCCAAAAUUUUGCUCGCCCCCAAAAUACUCCUUUGAGUCCCCGCCCCAGCCCACCUGCAUUCGGCGCAAGACAACAUUUCAAUGGACCGCCUAAAAGUUUCCAUUCUGGGCCUCAAAGACCAUUAUUCCAACAACAGCAUCAAUCUCAACCUCCGACAUAUUUUGAUGAACCCAAGUAUUUACAAGAAAAUUACCACACGAUAACGACUGAUCAAAUUAACACGCCUAAGCCGGCUCAACCACCUAUCCAAGCCAGACCAGCUCAAUCAUUUAAUUUUGGUCAAAAGCCCAGCCCGAGCCCUUCAUCAUCAUUUGGUCAGGAUCAUCAUGGAGCAGCUCAACAACUAAUUCCUUAUAAUCAACAGUUGCCUCAACAAUAUAAAUAUACAAGUUUCAACUCCAACCAAAACAAACCAUCGUUCCCAGUUACUCCUAAUAGACCACCUUUCUAUAACCUGAAACCAUCGCCUCCUCUUAUUGACAACAAUCGUCAGCCAUUCUUACGUCAACCACCUCAUUCACAACCACAACAGCAGAUUAAUUUCCAUCAAGGUCCCCAAGCUCUUUCUAGACCAUCAGUAGAGAUAACUAACCAAGGACACCAGAGUGUGGCAUUUAACGGCUUUUCACCUUCUCCAUCACCUUCACCAUCUGUCAUACCGCAGACACAAUUCUUACCACAACCAUCAUCAACUCCCUUCUUUAGUUUCAAUCCGCAACCUUCAUCUCAACCUCAACAACACUACCGCCAGCAAAGCUUCGCUUCAGACAGGCCUCAGCAAUCGCAAAGUCAGACAGAACGUCCUCCUAGCCACCAAAGCAUACAAGAUCACGAGCACUUGCAAAACGUUGGCCAAUUUGUUUCAAAUGGGGCUGAAUUAGUACCAGCCGUCUCUAAAUACGAGCAGCAUAUAACUGUUAAUGGGCCUUCUCAACCGAAUUAUCUACAGCAGUCACAGCCAACUUCUUCCAACCAAAAUAAUCAAUAUCAACAACAGGUACAAAAUGCUCAGCAACAACAAUACGACGCUGAACAAGAACAAUUGAAGCAACAACUAGCUCAAAAUGUGCGGAAACAACAGGAAGAGAUUCAACGACUCCAAUCUCAAUUGGUCUACGCCCAGCAACAGCAUGAGCAACAAAAACAGAUAGAUGCUCAGAACAAUUACAAUAUUUACAGUCAACAGCAAUCCCAAUCAUCUUCACAACGCCCGCAAUACGUUCAAGAGAGAAAUAGAGCGCCUGUUAACUACGUAACGAGCACAGAAGGCCCUAAAUAUUAUCAGACAUCUCAAAGAACUGUAGAAAUUAGGCCUACCACUCAACACUACGUUUCGUCCACAUCAAACUCUGUAAGCUCUACACCUGAACCAAAGAAAGAAGAAAAGAAGAAACCUAAUUAUGAGCUACCUGACGAAGUCCCAGACGAUCUUCGACAGCAGUUGCUUUCGUCUGGUAUAUUAGACAACGCUGAUAUAAGUGUAUUGGACUAUGACAAAGUAGGAGAAACACCUCUAGAAUCGUUACCACCAGAUCAGCUAGCUAAUUUCUUUAGUGCUGGUGGAGCACAACAAAUAUCCGCCAGUGAAAACCAGCCAACAGUUGUCAAGCCCAACGGUGACAAAAUUGAAUCCAGAAUAGAUGACAGUAUUGAAGAAGAUGACGAUCAAGAAAUCGCUGCUUCUGAAAAUGUACCUAGCUAUGUCAGUCCACCUCAAAAACAGGCGGUUGAAAUGAAAGUAGUGCAUUUCGACCCCAAAACUGCCGAAGGACAGAAACUCGCUAGUGAUUAUGUCAAGGAAGAUGCGACACACGUUGAUCCUGUUGCUUUAAAUGAUAAAAAAUAUAACAGAUAUUUGCCUCUUAAAGUAAGCGGGAAUCAAUUUCCACUACCUGAUAUUCUAAAGGGUAAAACAAUUACAUCAGUCGUAGUUCUAGCGCCAGUGGAAACGGAAGCUCUUAAUAUUGACCAUCAAAGAGCCGAAAGAGCAGCUAGCGAAGGCUUGAGAGGAAUCAAAUUUAUAGCUGGUGAUAGUCUACAAAACGUCUUGAAGAAGCCAACUAAAGAUAACUUUGAAAAAUGGUUACAGACAGAAAAGAAGACAGCUACUGACCAGCAGUCUGUUGUUCUCUUAGUUUUUGGGAAUGCCAAAUCGGCGGAUGAGAGAGAAAUCUACAUGUACGACGUUGGCUCCGGAAACGUGAGCAAACUAAGCGGAGACCUGUCUAACGCGUUCGUCGAAGCAGCAGAAAACAAUUCGUUGAGCAAAGACAUUGAAAAACUAGCCAUAGAAGGCGAAGGGACACCAGAAAAUUUCAAAAGCGACGAGGAAGCUGCCGAAUCCGAACAUGUGCCAUUAUUCGUAGACCUAUCUGGUGUAAGUUUAGAUGAUGGGAGCACCAACCAAAUCUCAAUAACCUCUGGAUACAGUAAAACAAAACACGGUAGAGCACUUAGAAGACAAUGAAUGAGACGAGGAGUUUGGUGUUGUAAAUAGUAUAGUUAGUGUUACUAAAUUAAAUUGAACGUGAUGUGUACAAGUCGUUGUUAAUUUAUAAGUGAUAAUCGAGUUA